AAAGGUCUGAUAAACCCUAAAUCCCCAAAAUGGAAUAGUAAAACUUUCCAGAAGAUCUCAAGUCGAAAUCCGCAAACGAAGAAAUGAUUAGAAGAAGAAUCUCGUCGAUCAUUUCAACAUCAUUCAUCAAUUCUUCGAUUCAUCAUACCGCCAAACCCAGAUUCAUCUCUUCCCCACUUCUUCAAUGCCGUCGUUCUCCGAUCCUUACUCAAAUUCCUCCUACCUCGGCGAGUAGAGUUUCUUCGUUUCAGGGAAUUAGGGCUUACAGUUUAUUGAGCUUGAACGAUCUGAGAGAUAAUGUGCCCAGAAAACUCAGGACGAGGAAAGGAAGAGGUAUUGGGUCUGGUAAAGGUAAAACUGCGGGAAGAGGUCACAAGGGGCAAAAAGCGAGGGGGACGAUGAAGUUUGGUUUCGAAGGUGGGCAGACUCCAUUACGACGCCGUUUACCCAAGCGUGGCUUCAAAAACAAAUUUAAGCUCCAUUUUCAGCCGGUUGGUCUAGGAAAGAUCGCUAAACUCAUAAACGCUGGGGAGAUAGAUUCUCAUGAGUUGAUCACAAUGAAAACUCUCAAGGAUGUCGGAGCCAUAGGUAAGCAAAUAGAAGACGGAGUAAGACUAAUGGGUCGUGGUGCUGAUGAGAUCAAAUGGCCACUUCAUUUCGAGGUUUCGAGAGUGACGGUUAGGGCCAAAGAGGUGGUAGAAGCAGCAGGAGGAUCAGUGAGAAGAGUGUAUUACAACAAACUGGGCUUAAAGGCAUUGCUUAAACCGGAAUGGUUUGAGAAGAAAGGAAGGUUAUUGCCAAAAGCAGCGAGACCGCCUCCUAAACAACAAGAUAAGGUUGAUAGCAUCGGACGUCUUCCCGCUCCGAAGAAACCUAUUCCGUUUUUUGCAGCUGAGGAGAACAAAGCUGAGUCUCCUCUUGAAUCGUGAUUUUUGGGUUGGCUUUUAACAUCCAGCGUUUCGAUUUGAAGUUGUGGUGUUUUGUUGUUUCUUGGUCAUGUUCUUGCGAGGAAAAUUUACAAUGUUGGAUUUUUAUUUGACCAAUAAGUUCGUUCUCGUUUAAUUUUUUUUUUUUUGUAUUUUGUCACAAUAUAUUUUAAGGGUAAUUUUAAAAAUCAAAAUAA
Messenger RNA from Eutrema salsugineum, 1123 nucleotides. RefSeq names its product 50S ribosomal protein L15. Gene Ontology annotation, biological process: translation. The transcript has 4 exons. Gene Ontology annotation, cellular component: mitochondrial large ribosomal subunit. Gene Ontology annotation, molecular function: structural constituent of ribosome. NCBI's taxonomy places the organism in Eukaryota, Viridiplantae, Streptophyta, Magnoliopsida, Brassicales, Brassicaceae. The coding region runs from base 84 to 929 and encodes 281 amino acids. The record is from RefSeq and is a predicted model, not a curated record.